AUGGAUAUCAAUGGCUUUCAAGUUCUUCCUUCACAGGUAGAAUCUGUGAGCCGUAUAUUUGAAAGACACCCUUACAUUGCAGUCCGAUUCCGUGCAAUGAACCAACAUACGAGGGAGACAUGCAUGAAUAUUUUGCUCAGAUUGAUCGAGAUGCUGUGCCAGUCACUUGAUGAGCUCUCCAGUAAUGAUAUUUUGGGAGCAGACACUGCACUUGCAUACUUGAAAUCUGUGCAUUUUAAUGUGGCUUGGUUGGAGAAGAAACUGGACUUGGUAAAAGCAAACAAGGGCAAAGAGCAGUCCAGUUUGGUCAGGCUCCAAGAGAUGGAGGAUAAUUUACUUGAACUGAAGCAAAAAUGUUCAGACUUGGAUGCUUUAGUUGAGAAGGAAGAGGCUGAGUUGUCGGCUAUCAGAACUCCUUGUUAUGAGAUACUCUUAGAAAGAAAGAUAAGUUGUAUUGAUGUGUUUAACGGAUCGAAAUACAAGCCAGAGAGUAUCUUAGGGUCUCUCUCUCCCUCAUACAAGUUUGAUCCAAUCUCUAGAUGCUCUCUCAAUACAUGA
Molecule: messenger RNA, 558 nt
Organism: Brassica rapa (field mustard)
Lineage: Eukaryota; Viridiplantae; Streptophyta; Magnoliopsida; Brassicales; Brassicaceae
Product: MATH domain and coiled-coil domain-containing protein At3g58430-like
Source: RefSeq, a predicted model, not a curated record